Molecule: messenger RNA, 11011 nt
Organism: Loxodonta africana (African savanna elephant)
Lineage: Eukaryota; Metazoa; Chordata; Mammalia; Proboscidea; Elephantidae
Gene: PLK1
Product: polo like kinase 1
Exons: 10
Coding region: 8895-10709 (604 amino acids)
Biological process (GO): protein phosphorylation; mitotic spindle organization
Cellular component (GO): nucleus; centrosome; cytoplasm
Molecular function (GO): protein serine/threonine kinase activity; ATP binding; protein binding
Source: RefSeq, a predicted model, not a curated record
GAGAAAACAAACUCCAAACAUUAGGUAACUUGCUUUAAAUCAGUCAGCAAAGAAGUGACCCACCCGGGAGCCACACCCACGUGUGUCUGACUCCAUAGCCUGUGCUCUUCAGCUCUGCCCUGGAAAGAUACAUCUGCUUGUGUCCCAUCUGAUACCAGCAGCCUGCGAUGACAGCAAGUGUUUUUGGUCUUAUUCUGGCAUCUUCCCCCAACUCCCUUCUCCUUUUCUGCCAUCAGAAAUUGGCAGAGCGUAGAUGCUCCCUAGGCUAACCUCUUGCUUACUGCAGAACUCUUCCCAGGCGUGUCUAACAGAUUACCAUCCAGCCUGUAUUUGAACAUCUCUAAAAGGAAGCUUGCCAUGUUAGGUAGGUGACUGACUGCCCAAUUUGUUGAUAAACAACCAAAAUUAAGAGAAAAUGUGUAAGUGCGUGUGUUGUUGUUUUAGCCUCUUACCACAAACACGAUUUUAAAAUCUUUAAGUAAUUCAAGUGCAGGACUUCAAAAAUUCAAUCCAAUUGGUAAAGAAGGAGAAGGGUAUCUAUAAUGAAGUAGAUCUUCCCAUUUCAGAGCCCCAGUCCUACAUUCUACUUUCCAGAGACAACUGCCCUGAACAGGUUUUGACCUAUUCUACCGGAGAUUACCAGAGAUAGAGCCUAUGGUGUGUGUGUGUGUGUGCGCACGCGUGCAUGUGCGUGCGCGCGCCAACCUCUGUUUUUAUUCAUACUAAUGGGUAUGGGAGCACACUAUUUGUGCUAUUCUAUACCUUGCUGCUUUUAUUUAAUAAUAUAUCGGUGAUCAUGCCAUAUUAGCAAUUGCUAACAUUUAUAGAGUGUCUUCCAUGUACCAGGUACUAUCCUGAGCUCUUUACAGAUUCUGUUAAUCCUCAGGAACCAUAAGGUACAGUUAUUAUUCCCAGUGUACACAGGUUAAGCAAAUUGCCCAAAUUGAUACAGCUAUUAUGAUGGUGAGUCCAGGCAUUCUGGUUCCAGAGUCCAUAUUUUUAAUUACUGUGUUGUAACACCUUUCAUUGCCCAAAAUUGUGUCAUCCGGCCAGCCCUUGCUUUACAGAAAGUUAAGAAAGUGAGUACUUGGCUUUGCUAGGCAGGCAAGUAAAAGGAAUAUUGGGAAUGGAUAUUGGGUGAGUCAACAUGUCUGCCAUGGCAGGAAGCCUAGUGUCUCCUCUGAGAAGACUAUCUCCUUGCAAUGCGCCCUGUUGGUCUUGCAGCCACAGUUGUGGCCUGACUGGUUAAAUGGGAGCAGGUUACUUGGGAGAAUUGUCCUGCUUGCAGUCAUUAAAUGAUGUCUUAAAAUUCUGUACAAGAUGGUUGACACUCUAUAGAGGAAUAUGCAAAGUAGAUUAGACAAAAAUCCAAUUAGAACACUUUGUUUCAAGUGACAGAAAUCCAACUUGAACCAAUUUAAGCAAAAAAAAAGGUUUUGUUUUUUGUUUUUGCUUAUGUAACAAAUCAUGGAAAGGACUAGUUUGAGAUGCAGUGUAAUGGGCCAGUUCCUUAAUCUCUCUGCUCUGGUGUCCUAAUCUGAGCAAUGGGAAUAACAGUUAACGCUAACCUCAUAGAGUUGGUGUGGAUUAGAUAAGUUACUCUAUGUAAACAUUAAGGACAGUUCUUGUCACUUAGAAAGCGUUCCAUAAGUAAUAGCUAUUAUUUUAGGGACAGCUCUACCCAGGGAUUUAAACCCCAUCAGGGCAGUUUGUUUUUUAUGUCUUCACCUGCACAUUAGUAAAGGUACUGACUAAGAUGCGGUAACAAAGAGAUCACCAAAAUACAGUGGCUGAGACACCACAGAAGUGUAUUUCUGUCUUACCCAACAGUGCAGAGGUAGGCAGGUGUUCCAGGCAGGUAGGUGGCUGGGCUCCACAGUGUCAUCCAGGCACCUAGGUUCUUACUGUCUUGUCACAUGGCCACACUUAGCAAUAAGACAAGCUGUGCAUUUAGUCUCUACCUGAGCAGCCAUGUGCCCAGCCAAAACUCUGAAGAAGGAGCUUCUAGUAUUAAAAAAGAGAAGGGAGAAUGGACAUUGGGAGAGCAGUAAGCAGGCUCCCUUUCCUCUUCCUGCAAAUGAACUUUCUCCAUGCUUUGGGGAACAUGGCAGCUGACAGCUACAGACUUAUAUCCUCCUAACUUGGUGAUCCUGAAAGAAAGCUUUCUUCCCUUCCAGUUAUAAUUUGGAAAAUCUCAAAGAAAGGUUCUCCGUGGCUUGUCACGAGUCACAUGCCAUCUUGGCUCAAUCACAGUGGUCAUGGGUAGUCAGUCCUAUGAUUAAUGCAACCUGGGUCACAGCCUUCCCUCCAUCCCCCCAUGGUGGGAAAAGAGCGUCUGUUACCAGAAACAAGGAGCUGGAAAGACAAAAACAAUAGCUACUCUAAACAGCGAGCGAGUCUAUCAUUAUGUGCAGGUAUUGUUUAAAGGUGUAUUGACGAUAAUGAGUGUGUGUACCCUAGGAAGUCCAGCUGGACUCUGUCUCCAUGGUGGCUCUUACCCCUGGGACAACUUGUCACCAGAGCAAUUACUUUUAUAACCCUGGGGUAAGUCUCUUGUCCCUAGAAUGCUCCCAGAAGAAUGGGCAAAUGGGAGAUACCUUGGUUGAGACUCUUUCCAGUUGGCUUAGGGCAAGAAGGAAUUUAUUGGCUCAUGCAACUGAAAAGGCCAGGGUUAGAUCCAGCUUCAGGCUGGAUCCUAGGACUCAGAGCAGUGUCGUGAGGGAUCUGUCUCUUCAGCUCUUGGCUCUGCCUUCCUUUGAGUUGGCGUCUUUCUCAGGUUUUAUGACGUAACCUCUCAGUUCCAGUUAUUGGUGGAAAGAGCUCCCCUUCCCUGAGAAAACCCCUGGGCCUGGCUCUCAUUGGCCCAAACCAGGCAAUGUAUCCAAGCCUCAGAUGACUGUGGACAGGACAAUGGAAUACACCAAUUAGCUAGGUCUGACACGCAUACCCACAUGGACUGAGAGUUGGUGGCUAGGGGGACAGAGGAGUGAUGUUACCAAAAGAAGGGACGAAUGGAUGCUGGGCAGGAAAAAUCAUUAAGUGUCCAAUACAGGCCCCUUUCCUUUCCCCUGAUGUCUUCACUUUGCUCUGUCUCCUUGCUCACCCUUACCCCUUGCCCAAUCUCAUUACUGUUACUCUCUGAUUUUUUUUUUCCUCCUGUUGAGGGUGCCUGGGCCUGGAUUAGGUGUCAGAGGGAAGAUGUUUGGCCAAAAUGAGUUGUUCAAUAAAGAGCCAUUUGGAGGAUGCUCUUCUGUCUGGAACGGCUUCCUUGUGAACCCCAUAGGACUUGAUAGAGGGCCCUUGUCCAGAUCUGGGUAGAAUUCUGGUUAUGUGCCUGUGUUCAUGUGUCAGCCCACAUUGGCUGUGAGCUCCUGAGGAGUCAGAUGUGAGCCUGUGGGAAUCCAGUGCACACUUAAUGAAGUCACUGUCUGGAUGUGAGCUCUCCCACUCAGGCCCAGAUAAGCCUCACUGUGCAGGACUUCCGAUGCAGGGAAUAAGGUUGAAUGAUUGACUUGUGACCCUCCUGUUGACCGAUUUUGUUCCUCUUGGCUGCACGGGCUGCUCUUGUGGUUGCUUGAGGUCUGAGGUGGUUCUGAAUUAGUUAGCUGGGGCUGAGACAGUUUACUCAGAGCCUGAGGCCAAAGUUCUUAGUGUCUCUGAUCCAUCUGGGGGAUGGCAGACUUGAAAUGAAUCAGACAAACAUUGCUCCUAUAAAACACACACUUGGAAGUUUCUCUGCUACCAAGUAGGGGUCUUGGCCAGGAAGGCCUUUCUUGGCGUCCUGAUCUGGUUGAAGAGAGCCCAGGUGUUCCUAGCCAUGUCCUGACAAGCCCUCAGCCAUUCUCCAGGGCAGAUUGGCAUCAAACAAACCUGGGUGGUUGCUAUGGGUGGUGAGAUCCAGCUGGCCAAUCUUUUAGGGAUGGAGACUCUAUUCUGUGGCACUGCAAAGACCCUGAAAUGGCAGUGGCAGUGCUGGGACCAUGUGUCCAGAAGCCUGUUUAUUUCAGAACUGGUAUCAGCAAAGUGUCCUGCCAGUUUGGAUCACUUCCCAUAAAUCCAUGGUUACUGAAGCGCUUCUGGAGCCUUCAGUGACAGGGUUGUGCCUUUGUAGAUCUUAUAAUUGCGGUUCUUUGGGGGUAGGAAGGUGGGGCCCAGUCCACAUGCUACACAGAGAGAGAAGGUACCAUUCACUCAUUUAUUCAUUUAACAAGUAAUUAUUGAGCCACUGUUGGAUACCAGGCACUGGCCUGGGUUCUAGAGAUACAGUGGAAAAUAAAAGCCAGCUUUUGCCCAUAGGGAUCUUGCAGUUGAGUGGGGAGAAAGCCAAGGAAACAGAACAUAGAGUUCUCUGACGGAGGCCUGAGGCGCCCGUCUUGAAAGUCACCAUAGUGAUGAGGAGUGUGGGCUCUGAUCUCAGGCAGAUCAAGUCCCAGCCCUGCAAUUUACUAGUCUUGUGACUUUGGGCAAGUUAGCUCACCUCAUGAAACCUCAGAUUUCUUAUCCAUAAAAUGGGGAAGGGACUGUUAGUGUGAUUUAAAUGUAUUCACACGUGUAAAGUAUGAGUAUAGUGUCUGGUUCAGGGUUACCACUCAAUAAAUGGUAGUUAAAUUACUAUUAAUAUUGGGAAAUGAUAUACCUAGAAGGAAACCCCUUAUAUUCUCCAUUCUUAUAUAUUUUUAAUUUUUUUUCUUAAUUUCAAUUUUGGUGAAAAUAUACACAGCAGAACAUACACCCAUUCAUCAGUUUCUACAUAUUCAAUUUAAAAACAUUGGUUAUGUUCUUCACAUUGUGUCACCAUUCUUGGUGUCUCUACCCAUGUUGUUUCACCAACGUUGAGUUAGACUCACUACCCACUAAAGUUCUCAUCUAUGCUUUAGAGUUACUACUGGCAGUUUGAUCUCAUGUAGAAAGUUCUUUAAAAAAGCACAGUGUUCAUGGUGAACAUGCCUUACUCACUUAGCUAAACAGUUGUUUAGUUUAAAGAUGACUUCAGAGGAUAAUUUUGGUUCACGGUUUGAAAAUUUUCUCAGAGUGAUAGAUUCAGGGUUUCCUCCAGUCUCAGUAAGCCCAGUAAGUCUGGAUUCUGUAAGAAUAUACAAUUCUGUUCGACAUUCCCCCCCCGUGAUGGUUAAUAUUGUGUGUCAGCAUGGCUAGGCCAUGAUUCUCAGUGUUUAUAUGUGAUCGCUCCCAUGAUGGAAUCUACUGUGAGUGGCCAAUCAGUUGAAAGGGAGUUUCUGUGGGGAUGUGGCCUUCAUCCGAAUAUAAGGAGAUGUUCUGGCUUUUUGCUCAUUCUGGAUUCUCCAGCCGCAUUCUGUUUGUCUGACCUUUUACUCUUGGGACUUGAGCUAUCAGCUUAUCUGCAGAUCUUGGGAUUCGUAAUCUUCACAGCCUGAGAGCAGGAGUCCCGCUCUUCAGCCUGCCUAUCUUGGGUUCACCAGCCCCAGCGGCUACGUUAAUUGAGAAAAGCCUCUAUUCUGAUCCACAGACUGGGGACAUUCCAGCCUCUACAGUCUCGUGAGCCUUUUCCUUGAUAUGAAUCUCUCUAUAUAAAAAAAAAAAUUUUUUUUUUUUUUAUAUAUUUAUACACUUUACUGGUUUUGCUUCUCUAGAAGACCCAGCCUAAGACACCCCACUUUUGAUCAGGAUUCAUCUCUUGAUUCCUUGAUCAAAACGUUCAGUAACGGUAGCUGGCACCAUCCAGUUCUUUUGGUCUCAUGGCUGAGGAGGCAGUAGUUCAUGGAGGCAGUUAGACCUGCAAUCAUGUUCCUGUCCCGAUUCCUCAGUCUCCUUCUUCCUCUGCUGCUCCAUUUUUUAAAAAUUUUUAAAGUAAAAUUAAGAACAUCUUGCCCUUUAUAAUUGGUCCGGUACAAAGAAGAGUUGGUGGAAAAGAACUCAUUCUUCCUUGUUUUGCAUCUAUAGGGUGCUAGGCACUUAGUACAAAAUAUUUAAUCCUUCCAACUGUCAAAACAGUAGGGAUUUUUGCAACCCAUUUUACAGAGGAGGAACCUGACAUUCAGAGAAUUUAAGUAAAUUUGCCCAACAUCACACAGCUAAUAAAUGGCUGAGUUGAAAUCAAAACCAAGUCUUAUCUGGCCUCGAAGUCCAUGUUCCAUGCAGCUUCUCCAAUACCCUGGGCCUCCAAAGCAGUUGGCUCUGAGGACUACACUUACUGCCUUGUUGGUUAACCCUUUGCUUUCCUUAGGUUUUUGCUGGUGGGUUGUUCCCCUCUGACCUGGAUCCUGAAGUGAGAAGAGUUGGCACAGGGCAUCUUGCUUCCUUGAGGAGAGCAAAUGAGCUGGUUCUGGAUCUCCCAGUUCACUGGGCAUUAGGAACAUAGGGCAUGGAGAGGAACAUCUUUCAAGAAAAGAGACACAGGAAUGGAAUCCAUGUCCUUUCUGGCUCUCAGACCUUGGGCCUGUGGAUUUUCUUGGUCCUACCAACUUGACUUUUUUCAGCUAUAGUCUCCUCAACCUUUCGUGUCUCUUGAGUGUGCUUUUUGUUUUCCCAUGGGAGCAGCAAGAGCCUGAGGAAGCAGUAGGGACAGGAGAGGGGGAGAAUAAGGAAAUAUGAGAGGCCUAGGAACUGCACUGGUGGUACCAUGGGUACAGGGCUUAUUUUAAUUUGCACCUAAAGGCAUAACUGAGAUCAGUACUGCAGGCUGGUCUCACCCUGAGGCCUGGGGUCCCACUGAUAAUAAUUUUGCUGUAAGGAAACCUUAGCCAAGGGCCAAGGGGGUAGACUGUGCAGAAAAGAGUUAACACAGCAAGACCUGAGAGUGCUAGCCUCAGAAAGCCCUGUUUGCAAAGCUGGCCCCUGACUGGCAUCUAGGACCUUGAAUUUUGGGAGGGCUGUCACCAUUCCCUAAGUGAUAAGGAUGAGUCACUGUAUCUAAACUGUUGGGGCAAACAACAUGUUUUAUGCUGAACACCUGCUUUCUUUCUGGGAGUCUGAAGUUUUGGUAUGUACUAGGCAAAGAGUGUCCAUGUGACCAACCCCCAGUAAAAACUCCAGACACUGAGGCUCUAAUGAGCUUCCCUGGUAGACAACAUUUCACACGUAUCGUCACAACUUAUUGCUGAAGAGCUAAAUGCAUACUGUGCAACUCCACCUGGUUCCCUCCGGGCUUUGUCCCAUGCCCCUUUUCCCUUUGCUGAGUUCGCUUCAUAUCCUUUUGCUGUAAUAAAUCAUAGCCAUGAAUACAAGUAUAUGCCGAGUCCUGUGAGUCUCCUAGCAAAUCAUUGACUGGGAGUGGCUUUGGGGACCCCCAACACAGGGCCCCAGGGGGGCUUCAGGGGUGUUGGUAAUGUUCUCUUUCUCCGUCCGGUUGCCAGUUACACGGGGUGUGUUCAGUUUGUGGAACCUCAUCGAGCUGUAAGUUGUGAUACGUGCACUUCCUCUAUGAAUAUAUUAAACUUCAAUAAAAAGUUAAAAAAGGUGGUUACGCAGGAUUAAAAAAGAAAACCUUUUUUUUUUUUUUAACUUUUUAUUCUGCUCAUUACCCCUUUCACCCCAAGCAUUGUGUUGGGAGCAAGACAUGGAGUAGAAAAGACAGCAUCAUUGUCAUUGUCGCCUGGUUUAAUUGGGAGGCAGGUAAAGAUGUGCUUACAAGAUGGUUGAUUCUUGCAGACUUUAUCAAGGACAUAAGAGGGUGCUAAGGGGCUACAGAAAAGGGGCUUCUAACUUGGGUAUAUGGCCAUUCCGGGGUUGCCACCCACAUACCUACAGAAGCCAGACAGGCAAAUGGGCAAAGGCGGAGAGGUGGGAACUGGCAAACUGGGAAGACAUGCAGGCCUACUGUUGCUUAACUUCUGGGUUUUUUCGGGAAAAGCCACAAAUGUGAUUUUUUUUAAUUUGAGCUCUCGAUUUUUAAAUCCUGUAAAUGAAUUCAAUUUUUAAAAAGUGGGGAGGCCAAACGAAAUACCCCUGCUGGCCAAAUCUGGCCAUGGCCUGUUGGGUUGCUAGGCAUUCAUCCCAUCAGCCAUUCCUCCCUGUGACCAACAAAUUGAGCGUACACUUUUUUUUAGGCAUUGGGAUAGCAGGGAGCAAGCCAAACAGCUCUCUUGCAUAGCGGGUACUGGGCUUCUCAAACUUCAGUGUGUGUAGGAAUCACCUGGGCAAUCUUGUUGAAAGGUGGCUUCUGACUCAGGAGGUCUGGGGUGAGGCCUUUCUACCAAUGCCCAGGUGAUGGUGAUGCUGGGUCCCUGGACCAGACUUUGAGUAGCGUUGCUCUGUAAUGCAGAGGGGCUCAGGAGCAGCUAUUUAUUUGGAGGGGGCCUAAGGGACUUGCUGUGAAGGUACAUUUGCCUGACAAGCAUUCUGUUUUUACGUAGUUUAUUUGGGGUGGCUUGGUAGAGAGCUGAUGACCACGGAGGCGGGUGCUAAGCUUGUCCCGAGCUACCCCUUGGCUCUGCCAGGUCUCUACUCUUAUAGCGCUUACGUUGUGGUAGGCGGGGUGGGAAUGGAGGACGGGGCAGGGGGAGGGGUGGUAAAGGAAAGUGUUAGGAAAAGCCUGGACGACGUGCAUGUGAAUUGCAGGAGCUCCCCCAGCUGCCCCCGAACGGGAGACACCCUGAACUCCCCUCCGCAGGUACUGGGUCCCGGCAUUCCCAAGCCGAGUUUCCGAGGCAUCCCACGUGUGUGCUGUCCGCGCGUCCCUCCCAAUCAAGUUUCCUUCCCUGCUGAGCGAAGGUUUAAAGGCGGUGGCUUUGCAGAGCGCUCCCAUGGUGCCGCGCGGUGGGCGGGUUUGGAUUUUAAAUCCCCGCGGCCAAUCAGUGGCGCGCAGGGUUUUGUAACGUUCCCGGCGCCGCGUUUGAAUUCGAGGGGAGCGGAGCGGAGCGGAGCGGUGCGGAGCGUCUACCCAGACCCUGGUAAGCCCGCUGAGCAACUUCGAGAGCAUGAGUACGGUGGUGACGGCAGGGAAGCUGGCACGGGCACCGGCAGAGACCGGGAAGACCGGGGCCCCGGGAAUUGCGGUUCCCGGGGCUACGGCGUCCGCCCCGCCGGCGAAAGAGAUCCCGGAGGUCCUAGUGGAUCCGCGCAGCCGGCGGCGCUAUCUGCGCGGUCGCUUCCUGGGCAAGGGAGGCUUUGCCAAGUGCUUCGAGAUCUCGGACGCAGACACCAAGGAGGUGUUCGCCGGCAAGAUCGUGCCUAAGUCGCUGUUGCUCAAGCCGCACCAGAAGGAGAAGAUGUCCAUGGAAAUAUCUAUUCACCGCAGCCUCGCCCACCAGCACGUCGUCGGCUUCCACGGCUUUUUCGAGGACAACGACUUUGUGUUCGUGGUGCUGGAGCUCUGCCGCCGGAGGUCCCUUCUGGAGCUGCACAAACGGAGGAAAGCGCUGACAGAGCCUGAGGCCCGCUACUACCUGCGGCAGAUAGUCCUUGGCUGCCAGUACUUGCACCGAAACCGUGUCAUUCACCGGGACCUCAAGCUGGGCAACCUCUUUCUGAAUGAAGACCUGGAGGUGAAAAUAGGGGAUUUUGGACUGGCCACCAAAGUUGAGUAUGACGGGGAGCGGAAGAAGACCCUGUGUGGGACUCCUAAUUACAUUGCUCCUGAGGUGCUGAGCAAGAAAGGGCACAGUUUCGAGGUGGAUGUGUGGUCUAUUGGGUGCAUCAUGUAUACCUUAUUAGUGGGCAAGCCACCGUUUGAGACUUCCUGCCUAAAAGAGACUUACCUCCGGAUCAAGAAGAAUGAAUACAGUAUACCCAAGCACAUCAACCACCUGGCUGCCUCCCUCAUCCAGAAAAUGCUUCAGACGGAUCCCACUGCCCGCCCAACCAUUAGCGAGCUGCUCAACGAUGAGUUCUUUACUUCUGGUUACAUCCCUGCCCGUCUCCCCAUCACCUGCCUCACCAUUCCACCUAGGUUUUCAAUUGCUCCCAGCAGCCUGGACCCCAGCAACCGGAAGCCUCUCACAGUCCUCAAUAAAGGUGUGGAAAACCCCGUGCCUGAGCGUCCUCGGGAAAAAGAGGAGCCAGUGGUUCAGGAGACAGGUGAGGCAGUCGACUGCCACCUUGGUGACAUGCUGCAGCAGCUACACAGCGUCAAUGCUGCAAAGCCCUCAGAGCGGGGGCUGGUGAGGCAAGAGGAGGCUGAGGAUCCCGCCUGCAUUCCCAUCUUCUGGAUCAGCAAAUGGGUGGACUAUUCAGACAAGUAUGGCCUUGGGUAUCAGCUGUGUGACAAUAGCGUGGGGGUGCUCUUCAAUGACUCAACCCGCCUUAUCCUCUACAAUGACGGUGAGAGCCUGCAGUACAUUGAGCGCGACGGCACAGAGUCCUACCUCACCGUCAGCUCCCAUCCCAACUCCUUGAUGAAGAAGAUCACACUCCUGAAGUAUUUCCGAAAUUACAUGAGUGAACACUUGCUGAAGGCUGGUGCCAAUAUCACACCACGGGAAGGUGAUGAGCUAGCCCGGCUACCAUACCUGCGUACCUGGUUCCGCACCCGUAGCGCCAUCAUCCUACACCUCAGCAAUGGCUGUGUGCAGAUCAACUUCUUCCAGGACCACACCAAACUCAUCCUGUGCCCCCUAAUGGCGGCCGUGACCUACAUCAACGAGAAGCGGGACUUCCGCACAUACCGCCUGAGCCUUCUUGAGGAGCAUGGCUGCUCCAAGGAGCUGGCCAGCCGGCUCCGCUAUGCACGCACCAUGGUGGACAAGCUGCUGAGCUCACGCUCCGCCUCCAACCGCCUCAAGGCCUCCUCAUAGGCCUCCCUCCCUUUGGACUGCUGCCCGUCUUCACUCCCACCAGCACCUGGGGCCUAUGCUGGUUAGCCCGUGGUGGUGUUUCUCUUCAAGUGCCUCCCAGCCCUGGGGGCGGGGAAAGAGCUAACACCAUCCUCCAGGUGGGGGUUGCUGUGUAAGUUAUUUUUUUACAUGUUCAGGUGUGGGUCCUGUAGCCCCUUCCCCUUCCCUCUCAACCCCACCAUAUGAAUUGUACAGAUUAUUUCUAUUGAAUUUUGGACUAUCCUAUGCUUGGCUUUAUACACAUUAAACAUAUGUGAAUCUUC